AUGACAUGUCAGCAUAUUGAACAAAUAACGAAAAAGAUAAACGAUUUUAUUAGCAAAGUUGGGGAUUACGAUUCCUCAAUUUAUAAAAAACUGGGUUCUAUUGUUAAUAAAGAGGACAUUGGAGCGAGAAUAGAAGUUAUAGGUAGAAGGGAGGGGUCAUUUUUUUCUGGUGGCCACACCGAUUAUCAGCCAAUCGCUACUUACAAAACUUAUGAUUUUCCUUAUAUUCCUGAUAAUUAUUUCUUAGAAUUUUGUAAUGAAAUAGGAACGUUACUAAAUGAUUGUGAUUGUCAAGAAAUAGCGGUUGAUAAGGAAAAGCAAAACGCAGUUAUAGAAAGUGAGUUGGAAGUUAGCCAAAGCCGAGCAACAAAAAAAGAUAAUAAAUUGAAAGUUUUGCGAAAAACUUAUGAAGAAACAGAG
Messenger RNA from Racocetra persica, 420 nucleotides. The record is from the annotation of a GenBank genome assembly. NCBI's taxonomy places the organism in Eukaryota, Fungi, Glomeromycota, Glomeromycetes, Diversisporales, Gigasporaceae.